Molecule: messenger RNA, 3630 nt
Organism: Closterium sp. NIES-65
Lineage: Eukaryota; Viridiplantae; Streptophyta; Zygnematophyceae; Desmidiales; Closteriaceae
Source: the annotation of a GenBank genome assembly
AUGCGGCCGGUUUCUUUCACACCACUCUCCCCUCCCCACCUGUUUCCCCACACCGGUUUCCCCCCUCCCCACCUGCGCCCUCCAUCCGCUCAUGACGGUUCCUCCCUUUCAGGCAUUCAGGUGGAGGGGGGUGGCAUCACCACAGGGGCAGCGGUGUCAGUGGAGGGAGAGGUGGUGGAGAGUCAGGGCAAGGGCCAGAAGAUUGAGAUCAAGGCUAAAAGACUCACGCUAGUACGUGCCUGGUGGGGUGGCAGCGAUGGCAGCACGUACCCUCUGCAAAAGAAGAAGAGAGUUUUGAGACGUGCUGCCAUCGCUACUGCCCCUCUCAAGACUCUUCUUCUUUCACGUGUUCCUCUCCUCCUCUAUCGUGCGGUGGCGGCAGUGAUGGCAGCACGUACCACCCUGCAAAGAACCGCACUCCUUGGAGUAUCUUCUUCGCACCAUAGCUCACCUGAGACCUCGCACCAACACCAUUGGCGCUGUGAGUUGACCAUGUUUAGACGGGAAGAUAAGAAGCGCCUUGAAGUACGCGGCAUGGUUUGGAGUAUCUUAUGCACCGCAUCGCACGUUAGACCAUUCACCAACACCAGAUCACAUCCCACUGCUGGCUGCUACUAUCACAUCCAAACCCACCCUGUUACACAUCCCACUGCUGGCUGCUACUAUCACAUCCAAACCCACCCCUGUUCACAUCCACUGCUGGCUGCUACUAUCACAUCCAAACCCACCCCUGUUCACAUCCCACUGCUGGCUGCUACUAUCACAUCCAAACCCACCCCUGUUCACAUCCCACUGCUGGCUGCUACUAUCACAUCCAAACCCACCCCUGUUUCACAUCCCACUGCUGGCUGCUACUAUCACAAUCCAAAACCCACGCCCUGUUCACAUCCCACUGCUGGCUGCUACUAUCGACAUCCAAACCCACCCCUGUUCACAUCCCACUGCUGGCUGCUGCUAUCACAUCCAAACCCAACCCCUGUUCACAUCCCACUGCUGGCUGCUGCUAUCACAUCCAAACCCACCCCUGUUCACAUCCCACUGCUGGCUGCUAACUAUCACAUCCAACCCACCCCUGUUCACAUCCCACUGCUGGCUGCUACUAUCACAUCCAAACCCACCCCUGUUCACAUCCCACUGCUGGCUGCUACUAUCACAUCCAAACCCAGCCCCUGUUCCACAUCCCACUGCUGGCUGCUACUAUCACAUCCAAACCCACCCCUGUUCACAUCCCACUGCUGGCUGCUACUAUCACAUUCCACUCCGUGUGGUGUCCUUGAGUACAACUGCGCAGUGCUCUGGCCCAGACCUACCACCGCUUGUUCCAGUCACAAUGCCUUUGUGUGUGGUGGCAAUGGCGGUUGUCUUUCCUUAUUACCUUUCCGCGCAUCCCACCCCUCUCCCUCGCACUGCAGGUGUCCCCGGGUGCGCAGUGCCUUGGCACAGGCAAUCGCACCGCUUCUUCCAGUCGCACGGAUUCGUGUGGGGUGGCAUCGCCCAUCAUCACUGCCUCUGACUGGUGAAGGGGCGGGCGACCAGUUCCGAGUCACCACGCUGGUGGGUGUGUGGGGUGGAGUUUGUGUGUGUGGGUGCAGAGGGAUUGGUGCACGUGUCUGGUGGGGUGGGUGGGGGUGGGAGUUUGUGUGUGUGGGGGCAGAGGGAAAGGUGAAUGACGUGGCCCAGGUGAAUGACGUGGCACAGGUGAAUGACGUGGCACAGGUGUAUGACAUGGCACAGGUAAAUGACGUGGCACAGGUGAAUGACGUGGCACAUGUUAAUGACGUGGCACAGGUGAAUGACGUGGCACAGGUGAAUGACGUGGCACAGGUUAUGACGUGCCACAGAAAUGCUACCGCGCGUGUGCUUGUGUGUGCAUGCAUGCCGCAGGAUUUCUUCAAGCGCCCGGCGUACCUCACAGUGUCGGGGCAGCUGAAUGCGGAGAUCUAUGCCUGCGCCCUGCACGAUGUGUACACGUUCGGUCCCACCUUCCGAGCAGAGAACUCCAACACCUCGCGCCACCUCGCCGAGUUCUGGAUGAUCGAGCCUGAGCUGGCAUUUGCUGACCUGGCAGAUGACAUGGCAUGCGCCACGGCAUACCUCAAUUUAGGGUGGGUGAAGAAGGAUAAGAAGGAGGUUAUACUCGCUAUGCCGCCUCUGCUAGCUUGCCCUUUCCUCACAAUCCUCCUCCCUUUCAACCCUUUCCUCUUUUCUCUCUCCUCCAUCUCCACCCCCUCCCCUCCUCUCCCUUUCUCUCCUCUUCCAGCUUCAGGAGGGGCCAUGAGCGAGUGUGCGGAGGACUUCAGUGUGCGGAGGACUUCAGAGUUCUUUGACAAGUUUGUCGAGCCGGGGAUCAUCCAACGGCUCACGUCGGUGGUGGAGAUUGAGUUUGAGCAUGUGCCCUACACAGAUGCCAUCAGCAUUCUCAAGAAGUCUAAGACCAGUUUGACUACCCGGUGGAGUGGGGGCAUUGACCUGCAGAGCGAGCACGAGAGGUACCUCACAGAGAAGGCCUUCAAGAACCGUCCAUCAUUGUCACUGACUACCCCAAGGUACCUCACAGAGAACGCAUUCAAGAACCAACCAACCCAUCAGUGCCACACGACUACCCCAAUCGACAUCAAGGCGUUUUAUAUGCGGCUCAACGAUGAUGGCAAGACCGUACCCGGUGAUGCAAUGAUGCAGCACAUCCCCCCCGACUCCCACCCACCGCCUUCUCUUCCCUGUGGCUUACUGCCCUCUCCCCCCCCUUUUCUCGACCCCACCCCCGCACAUGGUCAGCACAUCAAGGGGUUUUAUGUGCGGCUCAACGAUGAUGACAUCAAGGCAUUCUACAUGCGACUCAUACAUGGCAAGACCGUUGCAGCCAUGGAUUGUGCUCGUGCCGCGGGUGGGGAGUUGAUAGGCGGCAGUCAGAGGGAGGGAGGCGGCUGGAGGUGGGCUCGAUGCGGUUCAAGUAGGUGUGCUGAUAGCGGCAGUCAGAGGGGAGGAGCGCUGGAGGUGCUGGAGGGGCGCAUGAGGGACGUGGGGCUUGACCCCCAGGACUACUGGUGGUACCUCGACUCCGCCGAUACGGCUCAGCGGCUGGAGCUGCUGCUGGAGGGGCGCAUGAAAGAGACAUGGCCCAUUCCGUCUGUGCCUCCUCCCCUCAAUUUUCCCUCAAUCCCCCCUUUACGCCCCUCGCGCCCCUUCUUCCCCUUCUCUCAAGCAGCCUUUCAUGCGGGCUUUGCUCUGGGCUUUGCUCUCAAGUCCCCCAUGGCGGGGUUCGGGCUGGGCUUUGAGCGGCUGGUGCAGUUUUGCAACGGGCGGGGGGAAGAGGACCGAGGGUCCCCGUGUGGGCCUGAGAGCCGUCCCCCAGGGGGGGGAAGGGGACCGAGGGUCCCCGUGUGGCCUGAGAGCCGUCCCCAGGGGGGGAAGGGGACCCGAGGGUCCCCCUGUGGCCUGAGAGCCGUCCCCCAGGGGGGGGAUGGGGACCGAGGGUGCCCCGUGUGGCCUGAGAGCCGUCCCCAGGGGGGCAAGGGGACCGAGGGCCCCGUGUGGCCUGAGAACCGUCCCCCAGGGGGGGAAGGGGACCGAGGGUCCCCGUGUGGCCUGAGAGCCGUCCCCCAGGGGAGGGAAGGGGACCGAGGGUCCUAG